Molecule: messenger RNA, 1892 nt
Organism: Phodopus roborovskii (desert hamster)
Lineage: Eukaryota; Metazoa; Chordata; Mammalia; Rodentia; Cricetidae
Gene: Asic5
Product: acid sensing ion channel subunit family member 5
Exons: 13
Coding region: 1-1890 (629 amino acids)
Biological process (GO): sodium ion transmembrane transport
Cellular component (GO): membrane
Molecular function (GO): ligand-gated sodium channel activity
Source: RefSeq, a predicted model, not a curated record
AUGUCCCUGGAGAAAGAAACAGAACAGGCCAGUGCUGCUAAGAGCCACAGCCAGUCCACGUCAGAGCUCAUCGGACUUAGCUCUUCUCUCAUAAUCAACAGCAAGCACAUUGUACUGAACUCACCUGAGGUCAGAGACCGCGGAGGAUCCGAGGAGAUCCUUGGAGCGGAACCGGAAGGGGUCCUUGGAAGGGGUCUUCUGUUUCUUGUGUAUUUGCUAGCCAGACCUGCCGUUCAGCCUUCAGGGAAGAGAGUGAACUUCCUCACUUGGCCUGAGCCUAUUGUUAUUCAGGUGUUUCCUUUCCAGGAAGGCCCAUCUUCUUGCUGUCCUUACUCUCAGCCAGUGAGAACCGGCUUUCUAACCACACUAGCAAUAGAAGAUACCUCCUUAGUAGCUCAAGCUGUGUGCAUCUGGCAAGCAGGCCUCCUUGGUUCUCUGAUAGGACUCUUAGGAAAGAUAAAGUGUUACCUCUUAAAGAGGCCACUGCCAUCUUCAACUGACCGGAAGAAGUUUGAUCAUGAGUUUGCCAUCUCCACUUCCUUUCAUGGGAUACAUAACAUUGCCCAGAACAAGAGCAGGGUUCGAAAGGUGAUCUGGCUGUCUGUGGUGCUGGGCUCUGUCUCACUCUUGGUGUGGCAAAUCUAUAGUCGCUUGGUCAAUUAUUUCACAUGGCCAACUACAACAUCUAUAGAGGUUCAGUAUGUGGAAAAAAUCGAGUUCCCAGCUGUGACAUUCUGUAACUUGAACAGAUUCCAAACAGAGGCUGCAUCAAAAUUUAGCAUCAUUUUCUUCUUAUGGGAUAUAGUUUCCAAAGUCCUCCGCCUUCAGGAAAUUAGUGCCAACAACACUGACUCUUUAGAGACUUUAAAUUUUGUUACAAGUCACCAAAACUUCAGCAUUACAGAAUUUGUCAAGAAAAAUGGUUUUUAUCUCAAUCAAGACACUUUAUUGCACUGUAAAUUUUUUGGAAAACCAUGUGGUCCAAAGGAUUUCAAACACGUUUUUACUGAAUAUGGAAAUUGCUUUACUUUUAACCAUGGUGAGAAUAUCCAAAGCAAGAAUAAAGUGAGUUUGUCUGGAAGAGGCUUAAAGCUGCUCUUCAAUGUCCAUCAGGAGGAAUUUACUGAUAAUCCCAUGCCUGGUUUUGCUGAUGCUGGCAUCAUCUUUGUUAUUCACUCACCAAAGAAGGAGCCACAGUUUGAUGGCUUGGGUUUAUCUUCUCCCGUAGGAAUGCACGCACGGGUGACCAUCCGCCAACUGAAGACAGUCCAUCAGGAAUAUCCUUGGGGAGAGUGCAAUCCUGACAUCAAAUUGAAGAACUUUACAACCUAUAACACUUACAGUUGUUUAAAGGAGUGCAAAGCCCAGCACAUACAGAGGCUGUGUGGAUGUUUGCCAUUUCUGCUUCCAGGAAAUGGUGUCGAGUGUGAUCUACUAAAACACUACAACUGUGUUUCUCCCAUUGUCGACCACAUUGAGAUUAAGGGACUAUGCACAAUGGGGACACACAACUCCAGCUGCCCUGUGUCAUGUGAGGAAACAGAAUACCCAGCUACUGUUUCUUAUUCUACUUUCCCAAGUCAAAAAGCAUUAAAAUUUCUUGCUAAAAAAUUGAAUCAAAGUCAAGAAUAUCUCAGGGAGAAUCUUGUGAACAUUGAAAUAAACUAUAGUGACUUAAACUAUAAGAUAACACAGCAACAAAAGGCAGUGAGUGUACCUGAGUUACUCGCCGAUGUUGGUGGUCAGCUGGGCCUAUUUUGUGGAGCGAGUCUGAUUACAAUUAUAGAAAUUAUUGAAUAUAUAUUGACAAAUUUCUACUGGAUACUCAUUUUCUUUUUGCUGAAAAUACUUGAAAUGGUCCAGAGGACUUCUCCACCUCAGGCAGUAUAGAA